CGCUCCUCCCGCGUCGGGCUCCGCAGGCGCGGCGAAUCGAGCGUCGAGCAGGCGGUGCGUGGGAGGUGCGGCGUGCCGAGCAGCCUCGCCCCUCGGCGCGCGGCGAGAAUCCCCACCGGUCGGCCCCUACCCGACGGCGGAGCCGAGGCGGGGCCGGAUGCGGGAGGGGCUCUGCGGGAACUCGACGAAACGCGAGGCGUUCUCCAGGAACUGCUUUUGCUUUUCUACAAGAUGUUGGGAUUUUUGAAGCACCCCGUCGUGGUGACGGCUAACAUCAACUUGAACGUUGUGGCUCUGACUGCGGUGGGGUUACUGAGCCGUCUGUGGCAGCUCUCCUAUCCAGGCGCUGUGGUUUUUGACGAAGUGUAUUAUGGGCAGUACAUCUCUUUCUACAUGAAGCGGAUCUUCUUUCUGGAUGGCAGCGGCCCACCCUUUGGCCACAUGCUGCUGGCGCUGGGAGGUUACCUAGGAGGAUUCGAUGGCAAUUUCCUGUGGAACAGAAUCGGAGCAGAAUACAGCAGCAACGUGCCCGUGCGGUCCCUGCGCCUGCUGCCGGCCGCCGCGGGGGCCCUGUCGGUGCCCAUGGCCUACCAGAUCCUGCUGGAGCUCGGCUCUUCUCACUGUGCCGCCAUGGGGGCCGCUCUGCUGAUGCUGAUCGAGAAUGCUCUCAUCACGCAGUCACGGCUGAUGCUUCUGGAGUCCGUGUUGAUCUUCUUUAACCUGUUGGCUGUGCUGUCCUACCUGAAGUUCUCCAACUCCCAGAAGCAGAGGCCCUUCUCUCCGAGCUGGUGGUUCUGGCUGAUGCUGACAGGAGUGGCCUGCUCCUGCGCCGUGGGCGUCAAAUACGUGGGUGUCUUCACGUACCUGCUUGUGCUCGCAGUCGCCGGCGUCCACGCGUGGCACCUGAUAGGAGACCGGACUCUGUCGAACGUCUGCGUGCUCGGUCACCUGCUUGCCCGCGCGGCAGCUCUGCUGGUCACCCCGGCCGCCACGUACGUGCUGUUCUUCUACGUCCACCUGAGUCUGGCCUACCGCUCGGGGCCACACGAUCAGAUCAUGUCCAGUGCCUUCCAGGCCAGCUUGGAGGGAGGGCUGGCUCGGAUCACGCAAGGCCAGCCCCUGGAGGUGGCCUACGGUUCCCAGGUCACUCUGAAGAACGUCUUUGGCAAACCGGUGCCCUGCUGGCUUCACUCCCACCAGAGCACCUACCCCGUGGUAUACGAGAGCGGCCGAGGCAGCUCGCACCAGCAGCAGGUGACCUGCUACCCCUUCAAGGACGUCAACAACUGGUGGAUCGUGAAGGACCCCGGGAGGCAUCAGCUGGUGGUGAAUAACCCUCCGAAGCCCGUGCGGCAUGGGGACGUGGUGCAGCUGGUGCACGGCAUGACCACGCGCUUCCUCAACACGCACGACGUCGCGGCGCCGCUGAGCCCCCACUCGCAGGAGGUGUCCUGCUACGUGGACUACAACAUCUCCAUGCCGGCCCAGAACCUCUGGAGACUGGAGAUCGUGAACAGAGACUCCGACACCGAGGUUUGGAAGACCAUCUUGUCUGAGGUCCGCCUGGUGCACGUGAACACCUCCACCGUCCUCAAGCUGAGCGGGGCGCACCUCCCGGACUGGGGGUUCCGGCAGCUGGAGGUCGUCGGGGAGAAGAUGGCCCGGGCCUACCACGAGAGCACCGUGUGGAACGUGGAGGAGCACCGCUACGGCAAAAGCCAGGAGCAGAAGGAGAGAGAGGUGGAGCUGCACUCGCCCGCGCAGAUGGAUGUCAGCAGGAACCUGAGCUUCGUGGCCAGGUUCCUGGAGCUGCAGUGGAGGAUGCUGACGGCCAAGAGCGACGGCUCGGAGCACAAGUACAGCUCGUCGCCGCUGGACUGGGUCACGCUGGACACCAGCAUCGCUUACUGGCUGCACCCCAGGACCAGCGCUCAGAUCCACCUGCUUGGAAACGUCGUGAUCUGGGCUUCGGCCGGCCUCGCCACCGUGCUCUACGUCCUGCUCUUCGUCUGGUACCUGCUGAGACGCCGGAGGAAGAUCUGUGACCUCCCCGAGGAUUCCUGGCUGCGCUGGGUGCUGGCGGGGGCUCUGUGCGCCGGCGGCUGGGCCGUGAACUACCUGCCCUUCUUCCUGAUGGAGAAGACGCUCUUUCUUUACCACUACCUGCCGGCGCUCGCCUUCCAGAUCCUUCUGCUCCCUGUGGUCUUGGAGCACAUCAGUGACCACCUGUGCAGGACCCAGCUCCUGCGGAGCCUCUUCAGCGCCCUGCUUGUGGCCUGGUACUCCUGUGCCUGUCACGUGUUCAACGCGCUGCGGCCGCUGACUUAUGGGGACAGGUCCCUCUCCCCCAGUGAACUGAAGGCCCUUCGCUGGAAAGACAGCUGGGACAUCCUGAUCCGAAAACAGUAGCUGGACGCGAAGCCAGUGAACGUGUGGACCGUGUCCGGGGCUGGGUAGACAUUCCCCUGGGACGGGCCAGCCCUGAGCCUGGGGGUCUGGCCAGGCUACCGUGCUGUGCUUUCAUCCCUCACACAGUCAUCUGGGAAGCACAGUGUGCUUCGAGCAAUAGGUUUCUUUUUCCAGGCGUUCCAGAACGUGCCCUCUGGGUCCACUAAUGCCUGAGGCCCCCCUGAGCCCGGCUAGUGUAGGCCCUGUGGGGGAGGAGAACCCGGAAGGGAGCGGGGUGCGAGGAGGGAGGGGGGUCGUGCCCGCUGGGCUUGCUGGGCUAUGGCUGGCUCAGCCCCGGGGAGGUCGUGAGGAAGCGCUCUGACCCCUGUGGGGCCGAACAAGCUACCGAGUGACAAGCCUUUGAUGAAGCAGAGGUGGGAUUCUGGUGGCUGCACUGAGGACCCUGUGACUGCUCAGCCCCCACCCCUGCGGGAUUCGGCUGAGGUGCAGGGGUGGGCGAGCCGCCCCUUCCAAGGCUCAGGCUUAUCCUGUCCAUGCGGACCCUUGUCCUGAAUCUGCCUUCUGUGUGUAAUUAAAAAACGGACAGAUGAGUAUGA
Suricata suricatta (meerkat) is the source of this 3005-nucleotide messenger RNA. It is a transcript of the gene POMT1, whose product is annotated as protein O-mannosyltransferase 1. Gene Ontology annotation, molecular function: mannosyltransferase activity. Gene Ontology annotation, cellular component: membrane. The record is from RefSeq and is a predicted model, not a curated record. Bases 232 to 2409 code for a protein of 725 amino acids. Lineage: Eukaryota; Metazoa; Chordata; Mammalia; Carnivora; Herpestidae. The transcript is spliced from 20 exons. Gene Ontology annotation, biological process: protein O-linked glycosylation.